Lethenteron reissneri (Far Eastern brook lamprey) is the source of this 4951-nucleotide messenger RNA. RefSeq names its product V-type proton ATPase 116 kDa subunit a 3-like. Gene Ontology annotation, molecular function: proton-transporting ATPase activity, rotational mechanism; ATPase binding. Gene Ontology annotation, cellular component: plasma membrane; vacuolar proton-transporting V-type ATPase, V0 domain; vacuolar proton-transporting V-type ATPase complex. Gene Ontology annotation, biological process: proton transmembrane transport; vacuolar acidification. Lineage: Eukaryota; Metazoa; Chordata; Hyperoartia; Petromyzontiformes; Petromyzontidae. The record is from RefSeq and is a predicted model, not a curated record.
AGGGGAUCUUGGGGUUGUUUGAGAGUGGAUCUUGGGGUUGUUUGAUAGGAGAUCUUGGGGUUGUUUGAGAGGGGAUCUUGGGGUUGUUUGAUAGGGGAUCUUGGGGUUGUUUGAUAGGGGAUCUUGGGGUUGUUUGAGAGUGGAUCUUGGGGUUGUUUGAGAGGGGUCUCUGGUAGAGAAGGCCACCACCGCCACCACCAUGGGCGCGUUGUUCCGCAGCGAGAGGAUGAGCCUCAUGAACAUCUUCCUGCCCAGCGCGUCCGCCUUCGCGUGCGUGAGCGAGCUCGGAGAGCGCGGCCUCUGCGAGUUCAGAGAUAUGAACGCCGGUGUGAACGUGUUCCAGCGGCGCUUUGUGGGCGAGAUCCGUCGCUACGAGGACAUGGAGCACACCCUGGGGCUCCUGGAGAAGGAGGUGGUGAAGGCGAAGCUGGCAGGGGAUGCGCGCGAAGGCAACCCGAUGGCGCCUUCGCCGCGUGACGCGCUGCACAUACAGACCCAGACGGAGCAGCUGGAGCGCGAGCUGCUGGAGGUGAGCCGCAACCGCGAGACGCUGCAGAAGAACCUGACGGAGCUGCUGGAGUACGCGGCGCUGCUGCGCGCCGUCCAGAGGCUCUGCCGGGACGACGGCGCUCCUCCUUCGCCCGUCCUCUUCAACGGUCGCGCCACAGACGCCGCGGGGAGUCAGCCCAACGAGAUGAGGAUGAGCACGGUGUUUGGCACCAUCGACCCGCAGAAGGUGCCCGCGUUUGAGCUCAUGCUGUUCCGCGUGUGCCGAGGCUUCACCUUCAUGCGCUCCAUGGAGCUCCCGGAGCCGCUCGCCGUGCCCUUCCUCGACGAGCCGGUGCGUCUCUCCGUCUUCUCCAUCUCCUUCUGGGGGGAGCGCAUCGGUGACAAGGUGCGCAAGAUCAGCAGCUGCUUUCACUGCCGCCUGCUCCACUGCCCCGACUCCCAGCGGGAGCAGCAGGAGCUGCUGGGCAGCCUGGACAUCCGCAUCGCUGACCUGCAGAGCGUCCUUUCCCAGACGGAGGCCUACAGGAAGCAGGUGCUGCAGAAGGCGGCCAGCGUCUGCUCGGUGUGGCUCGUGCAGGUGCGCAAGGCCAAGGCUGUCUACCACGUGCUCAACCAGUGCCACUACGAUGCACGCAACUACCUGGUGGGUGAGGCGUGGUGCCCGACCGAGGACAAGCCGAGGGUGGAGGAGGCGCUGCUGCAAGCCUCCGACGUCCACUCAGAGAAGGCCACCGUGACGGUGAUCCCCACGCAGCAGGAGCCGCCCACUCUCAACCGCACCAACCGCUUCACCAGCAGCUUCCAGGGCAUCGUGGACGCGUACGGCGUGGGCAGCUACCGCGAGGUCAACCCCGCGCCGUACACGAUCAUCACCUUCCCCUUUCUCUUCGCCGUGAUGUUCGGCGACCUGGGCCAUGGCGCCAUUAUGCUGCUGUUCGCCCUCUGGAUGGUGCUGAAGGAGAAUAACAAGGCGUUCAAGAGCAGCAACAACGAGAUCUGGCAGCAGCUCUUUGGAGGGCGCUACAUCAUGCUGCUCAUGGGGCUCUUCUCUAUCUACACGGGCUUCAUCUACAACGACUGCUUCUCCAAGCCGCUCACCAUCUUCCCCUCGGCCUGGAACGUCACCGCCAUGAUCAAAGGGUCUUGGAACGUGACACACACCAACAUCAGCAACAUCCAGCUGCUCGCCCUGGACCCCAAUAUCAGCGGCGUCUUCACAACCCCCUACCCCUUCGGCAUCGACCCGAUCUGGGGCUUGGCAAAGAACCAGUUGACCUUCCUCAACUCGUACAAGAUGAAGAUGUCCGUGGUGCUGGGCGUCAUCCACAUGACGUUCGGAGUCAUCCUCAGCUGCUUCAACCACGUCCACUUCCGCGACUACCCGAGCAUCCUGCUGGUGUUUGUGCCGGAGAUGGUGUUCAUGCUGGCGCUGUUUGGGUACCUGGUGGUGAUCGUAAUCUACAAGUGGGUGGCGUGGCCUACCAGCAUGUCUAACACGGCGCCCAGCAUCCUCAUCGACUUCAUCAACAUGUUCAUGUUCAGGAGCUCGGACAACCUCUACGCUCACCAGGCGAAGGUGCAGAUGCUGCUGGUGGUGGUGGCCGUGCUCAUGGUGCCAGUGUUGCUGCUGGGGAAGCCGCUGUCCCAGGUCGUCGCGUUGCGGAUGAAGCGCAGGCAGACGAAUCUCACGCUGCUGAUUCAGUCGGAGGAGAGGACGCCGCUCCUGACCGCCGUGACCGUGGAGGACGAACCGGACUCUGAGCACGCGGAGGUUGACUUCAGCGACAUCUUCAUGCACCAGGCGAUCCACACCAUCGAGUACUGCCUGGGCUGCAUCUCCAACACGGCCUCCUACCUGCGCCUCUGGGCGCUCAGCCUGGCGCACGGAGAGCUGUCCGAGGUGCUGUGGAAGAUGGUGCUGAGCUUCGGGCUCCGGUCGACGAGCUUGUCGCACGCCGUGCUGCUGGUGCCCAUCUUCGGGGCCUUCGCUGUGCUCACGCUCUCCAUCCUGCUCGUCAUGGAGGGGCUCUCCGCAUUCCUGCAUGCGCUGCGCCUGCACUGGGUGGAGUUCCAGAACAAGUUCUACAAGGGCUCGGGGUACCUGUUCGUUCCGUUCUACUUCCAACCAAUCCUGGAAGGCCUGGUGCACUCAGACUAAGCCCCCCGCGGUUAUCCCAAGAAACCCCCCCGCCCCCUCACGUACUUUACUUUUACAAAACGCAACAGGGAUUACACGAGAUUUCUACCACGCACCUGCCAUUCUCAAGCGGUCGGCUGCCGAUAUUUUUUCAACAUCCCCCUCCCCCGCGUCCUCGCGAUGGUUUUCAGAUUAAAACGUUUUGCGUUCCGGAAUUUUAGGGCCAGUUUUAGAUGUUUAUUCUUCACAUUUUCUGAUAAUUUUGUUGAAAACUUCUUUGUACCAACGACGGUGACGUCACGCGACGCCGCCGCUCUUGGCCGGAGAAGCGCGGCAGUGAUGUCACGCAAAGCUAAAUGUUCGAAUCAUCCGCAAUUUUGCAUUUUGGCCUUGUUUUCAGGUUUUUCUGAUUUAUCCGGAAUUAGAGAGCACGUCCCUCCCAACAUACCAGUUUUCAACGCGUUAAUCUUACUGCUUCCUAAACAGUUUGGCGACGAAAAAUGUCGAUAAUGUUUGCUUUGAAAAGUCAGUACGUGCCAAACGGUCUAGAGCAUUGGCAGCCUAGUGCUUCAGUCGGCAGGGUUGGUCAGUCAGUACGUCGCACGCACGCGCACGCAAUGCUGCUCAUCUCCCAUGCAAACAUCAACCUCCCCUUCGCCUUACUGUCGACUGGACGGCGUGAUGCUAGCGAGCACCUGCUGAAGGUCGGCAGCACUGCUGGAGAGUGGUGGUGGUGGUGUGGCCAGGACCACGUGUGGGGGUUCCUGGGGUUCUCCCGUGGCUAUGGGCGGGCUGCACCAUGAGGCUCGGAACAAGUUGAGGUGCUCGGCGUGGCCGGGGAAUUGAAAUUGAGACCAUUGCAUCGCCACAGCGAUAAAGAGCCUCUGUGUAGACUUUAACAGACUGUUGGGGCGGGAGCUGUCAGCGAGCUCCUAUUAAGACCGAUACAGUUCCAAGGGGCAGUGUAGCCACCUUUGUCUCUCUAGCGCUGAUGUUGAUACGCUCUCUCCCCAAGCACUCAUUUGAGACUGAAUUGACGAAGGGAAGUCCCCAGACUUGUUCUGAUUCCAGUUGCUACUGAUAGUUCGCUGUGACCGGGGAUUGAACUCAGGCCGCCGGGUUCAUUGCGCACUGUCACCACCCACCACUGCAUCACCCCACCACCCCACCACCCCACCACCCCACCACCCCACCACCCCACCACCCCACCACCCCACCACUCCACCACCCCACCACCCCACCACCCCACCACCCCACCACCCCCCACAGUCACUGCACAAGAUCUCCUGUCUAGCCUUUAACAGACUGUUGUGGACAGUGCUGUUAGCGAGUAGAACCUAUGAAAGCUGGCGCAGCACACCAGGGGGUGGCUAACACCACGCCCGGCCACCUGUGUAUUCCCAAUGCUGAUGUUUACACACCGCACCUGGGACUCGUUUGAGGCUGAUUCGAUCUAGGGGAGGCCUAGGACCACUUCAAAUAUCUGCUGCUGUUGGUCGUGAGCGAGAGUCGAACUCGGGUCUCCGGGUAGCGCACCGCUCUCCUACACGCACGAAAUACUGCCACAAUGUACAGGUUUUUUUUUUUUAUCCCGAAUGCGAAAGGGAAUUUGCUACUUGAGAAAUUUUUAUAUGGAAAACAUUGACUAUGGUUUUCUCUUGUGAAUGCUGUGUUUAAAAUAGUUUUUUAAACAAAUCUUUUAGCGGCGGGCGGGCGGGCAGUGGUGGGAAAGGAAACGUUGGGGGGGGGGGGGUGGGGAGACAGUGCACGCGUUGCUAUCGCCGGGCACGUAAUCCUCGUCUACUUCCGAAAUUGAAGUUAAAACCGAAGCUGUGGCGGGCUCGCCCGAGAGACCGCGGGAAGCGAGUCUGGUUCCCGACUCUAUGGCCGAUCGGGGCCAUCGAUGGGGAAUUUCGCGUUUCCAUGGUUUGGUCGCACAUUUCAUUCCAAUGGUUUGGUAAGAGAACAAGGAUCCAUCGACCCAUCGACCACCAUCGAUUCUCGCGGUGCACGGAUCGAAUCGCGUGUGCACAUGUGUUUGUGUGCGCACGAUAGGCUAACGUUACGUCUCGGCUGGCGGGGCUAGCAGAGCUGUUUGAAACGAGAAACAAUACAAACGAACUGCUAAAACGAGCCACGGCCAACCAAUCCUUGAAUCGAAUUGUGUCCGUGAAUUUAAGACGAUUUGAUUUACUCGCUUGCUGGGAGGCUGGAUCGUGACGGCCCUCAUUAUUAGCGUAUUAACUCCAUUGGCGAAGUCAUGGCCUUUGUAGCGAAACCUUCCAGAUGCACAGUAAAAAACAA